AUGGGACUAUCACCUGAUCUCAAAGAGCUAGCAGAGGAAUGGCUUCGCCUUGACAAGGACAAAUCUACGACCGACGAGAUAUACAAACUUCUUGUGCAAGGCGAUGCUGCAGAGUUAGAGCGCCGUCUCCGACCACGCAUAGCCUUCGGCACCGCAGGCCUGCGCGGACCUAUGCAAGCAGGCUUCGCAUGCAUGAACUCGCUUAUUGUCAUACAAGCCUCGCAAGGACUGGCAGCAUACCUACUGCAAACUGAGAAGAAUGUGAAGACGAGAGGCGUUGUAAUUGGCCGGGAUGCACGCCACAACUCCGAGAAGUUUGCGAAGCUGGCCGCGGCAGCUUUCGUUGCCAAAGGAAUCAAAGUCUGGUGGUAUGAAACCCCGUCGCAUACGCCUCUUGUGCCGUUUGGUGUGCGAGAGUUGGGUGCUGCGGCUGGGGUUAUGGUGACGGCGAGCCACAACCCUGCCCGCGACAACGGAUACAAAGUUUACUGGUCGAAUGGCUGUCAAAUCAUUCCCCCUCAUGACGCUGGCAUCGCACAGGCUAUUCUGGAGAACCUGGAUCCUGUGAGCUGGGAUAUUUCCUCUUUCGACGAACCGUCCUUGCUGGUCGAGGGCGCAUUGGGCCUUGUGCUGGACCAGUAUCACAAGGCGAUCCAGUACGCAGCGCACCCAGAAGAUCCAUCUAUCAAGAUAAAGUCGGACAUCAGAUUUGUCUAUACGCCAAUGCACGGCGUUGGUCUUCCAGCAAUGCAGCGGUGCGCGGAAGACCUUGGCGUGGCAUCCCAGAUGGUAGUUGUUGAAGAACAAGCAGAGCCAGAUCCCGAUUUUCCCACUGUCAAAUUUCCAAACCCUGAGGAGAAGGGCGCACUCGACCUUGCAAUGGCAACGGCAGAUGCCUCCUCAAUCUCCCUCAUUCUAGCCAGUGACCCGGAUGCAGACCGCCUAGCAGCAGCAGAAAAAGUAGCAGGAAAAUGGCACAUCUUCACCGGCAACCAGCUCGGCAUCCUCCUCGCCUCCUACCUCUUCUCACGCUACCCCGCCUCAAAACCCCGCUCAAACCUCGCAAUGCUAGCCUCGACCGUCUCCUCCCGCAUGCUGCACGCCCUCGCCCAAAAAGAAGGCUUCCACUUCACCGAAACCCUCACAGGCUUCAAAUGGCUCGGCAACGUCGCCCGCGACCUAGACGCACAAGGCUACGACGUACUCUUCGCCUUCGAAGAAGCCCUCGGCUACAUGAUCCCCCAGACCGUCCACGACAAAGACUCCAUCAGCGCGGCCGCUAUCUUCCUGACUGCGGCGUCCCACUGGGCAACUCAAGGCCUUACCCCGUAUGCCCAGCUGCAGAAGCUAUACCAACACGUGGGAUACUUCGAGGACGCAAAUACGUACCUCAUUUCGCCCUCGCCGGCUACUACCACCGCUGUCUUCACGGCCAUACGGGCGCUAGGUACUGCGCACCCUACACAGCUCGGCGCACGGAAGAUAACCCGCUGGAGAGACCUUACCGUUGGGUACGACUCGCAAAGCGAGGACAAUGUACCGGAUCUACCCGUGGACAAGGCCGCGCAGAUGAUCACGUGUGAGCUUGACGACGGGUCGCGCUUUACGGUGCGGGGGUCAGGUACAGAGCCUAAGAUCAAGUUAUACAUAGAAAGCGCUAGGGAUAACAGCGAGGCGGCUAAAGCGAGUGCGAGUGAGAUAUUGGCUGAUUUGCUGGGGGAAUGGUUUAGGCCGGAGGAGAAUGGGUUGAGGUUGGCGUGA
Messenger RNA from Didymosphaeria variabile, 1761 nucleotides. RefSeq lists its product as uncharacterized. Gene Ontology annotation, biological process: carbohydrate metabolic process; purine ribonucleoside salvage. The record is from RefSeq and is a predicted model, not a curated record. The transcript has a single exon. Lineage: Eukaryota; Fungi; Ascomycota; Dothideomycetes; Pleosporales; Didymosphaeriaceae. Gene Ontology annotation, molecular function: magnesium ion binding; phosphopentomutase activity. Bases 1 to 1761 code for a protein of 586 amino acids.